AAAUAGAAUACAAAAAAGAAAUAACUGCCUAUAAUAUAUACCAAUAUGAAUCUUUAAACUAUUGGAAUAAUACAGAAAACUAUGUACAAAGUAGAUAUUAUCAAGCUCAAGAUUGUACAACACUAAAAGAAGCAAUCUGA
This is a messenger RNA of Racocetra persica, 140 nucleotides long. NCBI's taxonomy places the organism in Eukaryota, Fungi, Glomeromycota, Glomeromycetes, Diversisporales, Gigasporaceae. The record is from the annotation of a GenBank genome assembly.